Carica papaya (papaya) is the source of this 1817-nucleotide messenger RNA. RefSeq names its product Protein kinase superfamily protein (gene CRLK2). Gene Ontology annotation, molecular function: ATP binding; protein kinase activity. NCBI's taxonomy places the organism in Eukaryota, Viridiplantae, Streptophyta, Magnoliopsida, Brassicales, Caricaceae. Gene Ontology annotation, biological process: protein phosphorylation. The record is from RefSeq and is a predicted model, not a curated record.
AUGGCGGAGAAGUCAAUGAGACCAAAUGUUUUACCGCCUUUACUGUACUCUUCUGUUUGAUUCACGAGCUCUUUUCAGUGGGGCUACCCUUACGAUAAUUAUCACCCAGCAAAGAAAAAUCGACGGUUUCAUUCUUUAUUUCCAAUUUGCUUUAAGAAAGCCUCCAACGACGACCCCUUCCUCCAUUCCCACACUUGCAGUUUCUUUUUGUCAAUCGGUUCACCAGCUUUAUUGAUUCUUGAUCCGCAAUCAGAAGUAAAGGAAGCAUUUUUUUUUUCAUACAAACUGUCACUGAUCGUCUUGGGUUCUUGUUAGGAUCUUUCAGUUAACCAGUGAGCCUGGAGCAUUGUGCCCUGCAAAAUGUUUACACUAUCUAAAUUUCAAAAGAAGCCUAAGAAUGGUUCAUAGAGGUGAUUUGGUUGUUAUUGGUAUCUCAGUUGGUGUGGCCCUUGGUAUCUUGAUAGCUGCGCUUCUGUAUUUUGGCAUAAGGUGGUAUAGAAAGCUUGCUCGUCUUCAACGGUGUUCAAAUGAGCGAAGUCUUACAGACCUUCCAAUACGCACAAAUGGCUUAGGUACAAGCACUGACUUUAGUGCGUCUCUCUCAAGUUCCAUAGCUAUUCAGGGAGCAGAAUACCCACACAGAAACGGUCAGCAUUCAUGGUGGAACCAUCAUAGUAAAGAUCAGUUUGCUUCUGCUUCGGGCAUACCUAGAUAUGCCUACAAAGAUAUACAGAAAGCCACUCACAACUUCACAACUAUUGUGGGACAAGGGUCUUUUGGUCCCGUAUACAAAGCAGCAAUGCCUACUGGAGGAGUCGCUGCUGUAAAAGUGCUUGCUUCUAAUUCACAUCAGGGGGAGAAAGAGUUCCAUACAGAGGUAAGUCUCCUAGGAAGGCUGCAUCAUCGGAAUCUAGUGAACUUAGUUGGAUAUUGUGUGGAUAAAGGACAGUACAUGUUAAUUUAUGAGUUCAUGAGUAAUGGGAGCCUUGCAAAUCUUCUAUAUAGUGACGAAGCAAGGGUUUUAAGUUGGGAAGAAAGACUUCAAAUUGCACUUGAUAUUUCACAUGGAAUUGAGUAUCUUCAUGAAGGGGCAGUUCCUCCUGUCAUACAUCGUGAUCUCAAGUCUGCCAAUAUAUUGUUGGACCACUCUAUGAGAGCUAAGGUUGCUGAUUUUGGACUGUCAAAGGAAGAGGUGUUUGAUGGCCGAAACUCUGGCCUAAAAGGUACAUAUGGCUACAUUGAUCCGGCAUACAUGUCCACAAAUAAGUUCACAAUGAAGAGCGACAUCUACAGUUUUGGUGUCAUCAUAUUUGAACUCAUUACUGCGAUUCAUCCCCAUCAGAACUUGAUGGAAUAUGUUAACCUCGCUGGAAUGAGUCCUGAUGGUGUUGAUGAGAUACUUGAUAAGAAACUUGUUGGAGAAUGCAAUAUUAUGGAAGUGAGGAAGCUAGCUAAAAUUGGUUGCAUAUGCUUACACAAGUUACCGAGAAAGAGACCUACAAUUGGAGAAGUUACACAGGCAAUAUUAAGAAUCAAACGGAGGCACCUUGCAAAAGAAGACACAAUGUCCUUCAAUGGAAGGGAAUUUUCAAGAGUAGCAAGUCUUAUAGAAGACCAACAGGUAGAAUUGAGUAAGUUGACUGUUAUCAAAGAGGAAAGCUUGAACUAGUGAGACUUUUCUUUUCUUCUUCUUUAUGUUAAUAUUGAAUACCAGUUAUAUCAAAUAGUUUGACAAAUAUACGAGAGAAAAAGACUAGACAAAGAGGUCACUUAUCCGGAUGCAAUCAAACCUCAGCAAAUUAUGAACUUUCCAUUGA